AUUAUUAUGGUCAUUAUGAAUCACCAUCAUCCGCGCGGGGAAUCGUUAAAGGAGACAUCCCAUCUGCUUUGCACUUGCAGGCCCUUCUUCAACAUUUUUAUUGUACUUUGCAUUAAUAUCGAUCAGCAUCUGCAGAAAAAUCGAGUCCGAAUCUUUCCUCGACUUCAGGGUAUUGGUUUUCGAUCUCUGUGAAUUUGUGAUUCAGUUUCUUCUGGGGCUGGGCAAGAAGAUAACCAAUGUUAGGGGAAGUACAAUUGGAGUCAUCAAUUGGCCAAACCCCUAGUGACUCUGAUCCUCUGCUAGAGAAUCAGCCCGAUUCAUCCCAUGAAACCUCUGAUGAAAUUAAGAACGAGGAUACUGAAGCUGGUUCCAUUCCUUGUUGUCGUAUUUGCCUAGAGAACGAUGCCGAACCAGAAGAUGAACUGAUUUCUCCAUGCAUGUGCAAAGGCACACAGCAGUUUGUCCAUCGAUCUUGUCUUGAUCAUUGGCGCUCCGUUAAGGAAGGGUUUGCUUUCUCGCAUUGCACAACAUGCAAAGCUCAAUUUCACCUGCAAGUUUCCUUAUUUGAGGACAACUCUUGGCGUAAAGUUAAAUUCAGGCUUUUUGUGGCAAGAGAUGUCCUCCUCGUAUUUCUAGCUGUACAAACUUUAAUAGCGGCAAUGGGUGGUUAUGCAUAUAUUAUGGACAAAGACGGGGCAUUCAGGAAUUCUUUCAAUGAUGGAUGGGACCGUAUUCUGUCCAAACAUCCUAUUCCGUUUUAUUACUGUAUCGGGGUCCUGGCCUUCUUUGUUCUGCUCGGAUUCUUCGGCCUCAUACUACAUUGUUCCUCCCUGAAUAGUAAUGAUCCACGAGUUGCUGGAUGUCACAACUGUUGCUAUGGAUGGGGCAUCUUGGAUUGUUUCCCUGCGUCUAUGGAGGCCUGCUUUGCACUUGUUAUUGUCUUCGUUGUUAUCUUUGUAAUCCUUGGCAUAGCUUAUGGUUUCCUUGCUGCCACUAUGGGUAUUCAAAGAAUCUGGCAAAGGCAUUACCACAUUCUCACCAAAAGGGAGCUGACUAAAGAAUACGUGGUGGAGGAUCUUCAUGGUUGUUAUACUCCUCCAAAAUUGGAACCAGAACACGAACAGCACUUGAAAAUGCUACAGCUUCUGUAAUGAAUGGCAGAUGAGGUUGUUCAGUUUCUGUCAUUUUGUUUAUUAUGUUCUUUUGUUUGAGAUGAUACAAUGUGCAUCUGCUUGACACCGUUGUUAUGAAUGAGCAAUGUGGAAAAUAGAUUUUAACUCAUUUGUCA
Messenger RNA from Cucurbita maxima (winter squash), 1288 nucleotides. RefSeq lists its product as uncharacterized. The transcript is spliced from 7 exons. Gene Ontology annotation, molecular function: zinc ion binding. The record is from RefSeq and is a predicted model, not a curated record. The coding region runs from base 237 to 1151 and encodes 304 amino acids. Lineage: Eukaryota; Viridiplantae; Streptophyta; Magnoliopsida; Cucurbitales; Cucurbitaceae.